Molecule: messenger RNA, 2541 nt
Organism: Fusarium falciforme
Lineage: Eukaryota; Fungi; Ascomycota; Sordariomycetes; Hypocreales; Nectriaceae
Exons: 1
Coding region: 1-2541 (846 amino acids)
Biological process (GO): transmembrane transport
Molecular function (GO): oligopeptide transmembrane transporter activity
Source: RefSeq, a predicted model, not a curated record
AUGGAAUCAGAGGAGACAAAGGCUGCGAUAUCAAACGACGCGAUAUCAAACGACUCGACAUCACCCCAUGAAAGCAAACCCAUUGCCACGGAGCUCAAAGAUCCAGCCUUUGACGCCGAUACCCCUGAGUCAGAUCUAAUCGAAAAGCUCAAGAUCCUACUCAAAGAGCACGAGCGAGAUCAAAACUUCCCCCAUCAAGUCCUCGACCGAGCACGAUCAUAUCUCAACAACAGCAAUGACUCCGACCCAGAGCUCGCGCGGAGCAUCUUUGCCGACUUUGAAGAGCAAAAGGAUCUAAUGCUCAACAACUCCAUCUAUCCUGAAGUUCGAGCCGUCGUCGAUCCUACCGAUGAUCCUUCCCUCCCCGUGGGGACGUUUAGGGUGUUUAUACUAGGGACGCUUUUCGCCAUCUGCGGGACGGCAAUAUGUCAGUUCUUCUCAUUGAGGAUGCCGCCGAUUGAGAUUUCGACCUAUGUCGCUCAGCUGUUGUCCAUGCCCUUGGGCUUGUUGAUGGCUAGGUGGCUUCCUGAGAGGAAGUUCCGGAUACUAUCUUGGGAGUUCUCACUCAAUCCGGGACCGUUCAACCAGAAGGAGCAUGUCCUGAUCGCAAUAAUGACAAACGGUUCCUUUGGAGGGGGCUCUACAGGCGCAUACAUCGUUGGGAUCAUCCAGGUCUUGAAGCUGGAACGCUUCUACGGCGAAACCGUGCUCGCCAACAGUAUCCCCUGGCAGAUCACCACUCUGCUAUCAACCCAGCUCAUCGGGUACGGCUGCGCCGGGAUGGCUCGUCGGUUUCUCGUUUACCCACCCCCAAUGAUCUGGCCGAAGGGAUUGGCCAACAUUGGACUGACAAAGGCGUUGUUCGACGAUGAUGGAGAGAUUGGGCGAAGCGCGAAUGGGUGGACUAUAUCGAGAUACAAAUUCUUCUACAUUGCAUUCGGCGCCAUGUUCUUAUACUAUUGGAUCCCAAACUACCUCUUCACCGGCAUUGCACUCUUCAACUGGCCAACCUGGAUAUCCCCCGGCAACGUCACCCUCGCAUUGAUAUCAGGAGCAACAUGCGGCCUCGGCCUGAAUCCGCUACCAUCGCUUGACUGGAACAUGUUGACGUACAUGGUCGACCCCAUCAGCAUGCCAUUGUUUACAGUCAUCAACUUUGCAAGCGGGAUGGCAUUGGCGGGGUUCGUCGUUGCGCCGUUCAUGUACUUCAACAAUGUCUGGAAGGGCGGAUACUUUCCGAUCAACGGGAACAAGAUUUACGACAACACGGGCAACAUCUACAACGUCUCUCGCAUCUUGAGUCCAAAGUUCACUCUCAAUGAGACGGCUUAUUACGAAUACAGCCCGCCGUUGGUAAAUACAACUCAAUCACUCAACUAUGUUGCCGUCUUCAUGGUCUACAUCUGUCUUCCCGUGCACAUCUAUCUCUGGCAUCGCCACGACAUGUUGAGUGGACUCAAGGCUUUUUGGUCCGGAAAGUCGAGAGAAGAAGAGUUUAAAGACGUGCACAAUAGGUUGAUGGCUGUCUACCCAGAGUGUCCUCACUGGUGGUACCUCAUCAUCCUCGUCCUCGCCUUGGUCAUGGCUUGCGUCUCUGUCACAGUCUGGCCUACAGACAUGCCCGUAUGGGGCAUCUUUCUCGCCCUCCUUUUUACAGCAAUCUUGCAAAUUCCUCUUGGUAUUCUGACGGCCAUCACCAACAUCCAAAUCUCAACAGCCUUCCUAGCCAUGGUUAUUGGCGGCUACGUCCUAGAAGGCAGAGCGAUCCCCAACAUGAUCUUCAAAAUGUUUAGCUUCAUGUCGACACACCAAUCCGUCAACUUUCUCUCGGAUCUCAAACUGGCCCACUACGCAAAGAUCCCUCCGCGGUGGGCAUUUGCCGCGCAAGUCUGGGCGACUGUCCUAGCAGGCUUUGUCGCGCUCGGAGUCAACCACUGGGUUCUACGCAACAUUGAAGAUGUUUGUUCAGAGAGACAAAAAGACCGCUUCACAUGCCCUCACACGCAUUCCUUCUUCAUGUCGACAGUCAUGUGGGGAUGCAUCGGCCCCAGACGUUUAUUCGGUCCCGGAGCUCCCUACGCUGCGAUCACAUACCUCAUGCCCCUUGGCCUAGUCUUUCCAAUUGUCAUCUACUACCUUGGAAAACGGUGGCCACGAUCAUUCUGGAAGAAUGUCAACUCACCCAUCUUUCUGGCUGGACCACUGGGAUGGGCACCCUUCAACUGGAGCUACAUCCAAGGAGGCGUUCUGUUGGCAUUUGUCUUCAACUACUAUAUCAAACGGCGGUACACGGAGUGGUGGGAAAAGUACGCAUACGUCCUGACGAGUUCGUUUAGCGCAGCCAUUGGAAUCUCUGGGUUGGUCAUGUACUUUGCGCUGCAGCAUCCAGGGGUGGUGUUGGACUGGUGGGGGAAUCGAGUUGGCAAUGAAGGAGUCGAUAGGGGUGGGUUUCUCAAUGCUCAGAGAAAGCCGGUGCGAUGCUCUCACUUCAAGGUACCUGAGAAGGGAUUCUUUGACAUUGAUUUUGAUUGGAGAGUGUAG